AUGAAUACCGCCAUCCAAGAAGUGACGUGCGCGUCGGUUGAUCUGGACGGCUUUGGCUCCGCCGCAGACGACGCUUGGUUCGACCAACACACGGCACCCAUAGACGGCGAGGAAGAAACCGGGGCCCAUCCUCAUCAAGCCGCAGCUCUCAAAGUGUAUCUCGAAGGAAAUGAAACCCCGUCCAAAACAGCCAUUGCCCUGAGUAAGCCUCAUGCCUCCGAGAAGAAGGUUGAUACACGAGACCGUGUACUCGGAAUAAUACAAGACGCACUCUUUGAACUACCCGAAAGCAACACGCCUGCUCUUGUCGACCUGCUAAAAGAGCUUAGCCAGCUAUCUGAUGAGGAGGACGGUGACCCAGUUUGGCGAAAUCUCACAAGCUUCGGCCACUCGUGGUCAGAUAUGUGGAAGCAAAGCCAUUGGCGAGCAGCGUUAGCAACGCGGGAUCCGAAUACAAGAUCGAAGCGCCGUGAAGCACACGUGCAUCUUGCUUUUGUGGAGGCAUCAUGUGCGAUGGCUGCCUCGGGCCCGAAUGCUGAAGAUGGUCUCUUGCCACUGAGCUGGGGUUAUGAGUGCAUCUCCGAGGCGCUCGAAUGUCAGGACGCAGUGUGGGACUUUGAGGUACCUGCUGCGGCGGUCUGGAUCAGAGUUGCCGGGGAAAGACUCAGAGAGGGCGCAAGGAGAGAAGAGAAGUCCUGGGCGUUGGAGAGAGAGGGGAGGCUUUGGACGGCGGGACCCAUGAGCAUGGAUCGGUGGAAUUUCUGGCUAAAAAGACUGGAGCAGCUGGAAGAAAUUGGAAACGCUGUAUCAGGAGCGGCGAUUGAAAGCUUGCGGAAUGCUCGAGCUCAAUGCAAAGAAUAG
Messenger RNA from Penicillium olsonii, 861 nucleotides. The record is from the annotation of a GenBank genome assembly. Lineage: Eukaryota; Fungi; Ascomycota; Eurotiomycetes; Eurotiales; Aspergillaceae.